AUGGACAUUGACGACAUCCUCCGCGAAGUCGACCCCGUCUCGCACCAGAUCCCGCAGGAAACGCGCGACCUGCAAGACCUGACGCGCGCCUGGGUCGCCGAGCGCUCGACACCUGAACUGCUUCCCUGGCCCUCCAACGGGCUGUUCGAGCGCAUCAACGACAAGAUCAAGCGGCAGAUAGAAAAAGUGGAGGAGAUGACGGGCGACAUGGAUCCCAAGACCAAUUUCGCCCUGAUUGUCAUCCAGACCGAGUUGGAGAGGUUCAAGUACUUGGUCAGGUCGUUUUUGAGGACGAGGAUUGCAAAGAUCGACAAACACCUCCUCCACUACAUCUCCAACGAUAACCUCCGAACACGCAUGUCGCAAAUCGAAGAGGCGUACGCGCGAAGACACCAGCUUUUGUUGCACAACCACUACCUCAACUCCUUCCUGGGCACGUUCCCGCCCGCGAUGCAAAACUUGAACGACACGGCGGGCAAUAUCAGCAUGAUUGACAGUCCUGACCUCGACUCGGCCGUGUUCAUUCGCUUGUUGAGGGAUGCCGAGAUUGAAUGUCAUGGAGUCGAUGUCGAUGGUGUGCUCACGGGCAAAGAGGGGGAUAUUGUCAUUCUGAGGUGGUCAGAUGCAAAGGGAUUGGUGGAAAAGGGGGAUGCUGAAUUGGUUUGA
Neurospora crassa OR74A is the source of this 666-nucleotide messenger RNA. Its product is annotated as DNA replication complex GINS protein SLD5. The coding region runs from base 1 to 666 and encodes 221 amino acids. The transcript is spliced from 2 exons. NCBI's taxonomy places the organism in Eukaryota, Fungi, Ascomycota, Sordariomycetes, Sordariales, Sordariaceae. The record is from RefSeq and is a predicted model, not a curated record. Gene Ontology annotation, cellular component: GINS complex. Gene Ontology annotation, biological process: double-strand break repair via break-induced replication; DNA-templated DNA replication.